CCCCGCGGAUACUGCGGCCGCGGUGUGUAUGUGGCGUGUCCUCAGGACCCUGGGAACCAGAGCGGCGUCCCUUCCUCCGCGUCUUCUCUUCUCCCUUCCUUUCCUCAUUUAGUCAGUAAAAAAACAUUGAUUUAGCAUCUGCCAUAAGCUCUUUCUCCCCCUCCUCUUAAUAAUAACCAGCAUUUAUACAGCUCUUUACCAAUAUUCCCGCAAUCGAACCUCACAACAACCCAGGAGGUCUGCCUUUUAAAGGGUCCGCUCUUCUAGAAAGAAGUAUGGAGGAGAAAGGAAUGGUCCCUGUGAUUCUAACGGCAAUAUGCCAGGAAUCAGUGACAUUCAAAGAUGUGGCUGUGGACUUUACCCAAGAAGAGUGGGGACAACUGAACCCUGCUCAGAGGGAAUUGUACAGGGAUGUGAUGCUGGAGAACUACAGGAAUCUGGUCUCCUUGGGGUUUCCAGUUUCCAAACCAGAGGUGAUCUCCCAUUUGGAGAGAGGAGUCCUACCAUGGAUGUUGGAAAGAAAAUUCCCAAGAGUCUCCCGCCCAGAGUCUAUUAGUUGGGAAACUGGCUGUGAAACAAUGGAGUCACCUUCAACACAGAGCAUUUCUAUGGGAGAGCCCUUUGAGGAAGGACUCAAGAAUGGUUCCUGGAUUUCCAAGCUAGGAGAAGUCUGGGAAUGUAAUCUCAAGUUAAAUCAACAAAAGUGUUACCAGGAAAGGCAGUCUCAUCAAGUGACAGUUAUCCCCAGAAAAGUUUCUACUAAGGUUAAUGUUGAUGAAUGUAAUACAUUUGAAACAAACUUUAGUCUGGGACCAGUCCUUUUUGUCCAACAGAGAGUUGAUACAGAGGGAAGUAUGUAUAAGUAUGAUAAACCUGUAGAAAACUUUAAUAAGUAUUCAGACCAAUUUAAGCAUCAUGGAAUUAUUUUUGAGAAGAUGUGCAAAUAUAAUCAGUGUAGGAAUUCAUUCUGUUAUCAUUCAGAUCUUAAUGAACAUUAUGGAAAAUAUGUUGAGGAAAAAACAUCAGACACUGGUAAUAAAGGUCAGAAAGAUUUUAGAAACAACUCAUCCUUUACAAAUAACAAGAAAAUUCAUACUGCUGAGAAACCCUUUCCUUGUAGUGAAUGUGGGAAAGCCUUCAGCCAGAGAGGCAACCUUACUGAGCAUAAGAGAACUCAUACUGGAGAAAAACCCUUUGAAUGUAAUGAAUGUGGGAAGUCUUUUAGCCGUAGUGCACAUCUUACCGAACAUAAGAGAAUUCAUACUGGAGAAAAACCUUUUAUAUGUAACGAAUGUGGAAAAUCCUUUAGCCGUAGUGGACACCUUACUGAACAUAAGAGAGUUCAUACUGGCGAAAAACCCUUUGAAUGUCAUGAAUGUGGGAAGUCCUUUUGCUGGAGUGGACAGCUUACUGAACAUAAGAGAAUUCAUACUGGGGAAAAACCCUUUGAAUGUAAUGAAUGUGGAAAAUCUCUGAGCAACAAUUUUCGCCUUACUCUACAUCGGAGAAUUCAUACUGGAGAAAAACCCUUUGAAUGUAAUGAAUGUGGAAAAUCCUAUAGCCGAAGUGGACACCUUAUUGAUCAUAAGAGAAUUCAUACAGGAGAGAAACCAUAUGAGUGUAAUGAAUGUGGGAAAUCCUUCAGCCAAAGAGGACAUCUUACUAAACAUCAGAGAAUUCAUACUGGAGAGAAACCUUUUGAAUGUAAUGAAUGUGGGAAAUCCUUCAGCCAGAGGGGAAAUCUUACUGAACAUGAGAAAAUUCAUGCUACAGUGAAGCCCUUUGAAUGUAAUAAGUGUGGGAAAGUUUUCAGUCGGAAAUCUUACCUUCGUCUCCAUCAGAGAAUUCAUCCCUUAGAGAAAACCAUUGACUGUACUUGAUGGGAAAAAAAGAUUUCCACUGUAGUUAUUGCCUUAUUUGAUAUGAAUGAGUGUGUUAAGGGUUAAAAUUCUAGCUAAACUGUCUAAAAUAUCUAA
This is a messenger RNA of Dromiciops gliroides (monito del monte), 1976 nucleotides long. RefSeq names its product zinc finger protein 501-like. The coding region runs from base 276 to 1880 and encodes 534 amino acids. Gene Ontology annotation, biological process: negative regulation of transcription by RNA polymerase II. The record is from RefSeq and is a predicted model, not a curated record. Gene Ontology annotation, molecular function: DNA-binding transcription repressor activity, RNA polymerase II-specific. NCBI's taxonomy places the organism in Eukaryota, Metazoa, Chordata, Mammalia, Microbiotheria, Microbiotheriidae. The transcript has 5 exons.